UUCGCCUCUCCAGUUCCGCCCCUGCCGCGGUGGCUUGUGGUCAUUGUUCGGGUGGGAGCUGCAGCGAUGGCGGGAGCGCGGAUGUGGACUCAGGCCGUUCGCCGCUUCAGCACCUCUCUCGUCCGCGGCUCGCAUUACCCUGAGGGCCCGGGGAAGAAUCUGCCUUUCUCAGUGGAAAAUAAGUGGAGGCUGUUGGCAAUGAUGUCGGUGUUUUUUGGCUCUGGCUUUGCAGCUCCAUUUUUGCUAGUGUGGCACCAGUUCAACAAGAAGUGAGACAUUAUUCAAUUGAACUCCUUUCAACUAGUGUGAUGUCUACUGCGCAGUUUCUCUGAGAGCCUUUCCAAUGAAAUGUUCUUGUAAAUAAAAGUAUUAUCAAAUUA
Mobula hypostoma (lesser devil ray) is the source of this 380-nucleotide messenger RNA. RefSeq names its product cytochrome c oxidase subunit 7C, mitochondrial. Gene Ontology annotation, biological process: mitochondrial electron transport, cytochrome c to oxygen. The transcript has 3 exons. NCBI's taxonomy places the organism in Eukaryota, Metazoa, Chordata, Chondrichthyes, Myliobatiformes, Myliobatidae. Bases 67 to 273 code for a protein of 68 amino acids. The record is from RefSeq and is a predicted model, not a curated record.